This is a messenger RNA of Grus americana (Whooping crane), 3378 nucleotides long. RefSeq names its product ephrin A2 (gene EFNA2). Gene Ontology annotation, cellular component: plasma membrane. The record is from RefSeq and is a predicted model, not a curated record. NCBI's taxonomy places the organism in Eukaryota, Metazoa, Chordata, Aves, Gruiformes, Gruidae. The coding region runs from base 375 to 974 and encodes 199 amino acids. The transcript has 4 exons. Gene Ontology annotation, biological process: ephrin receptor signaling pathway; axon guidance; osteoclast differentiation. Gene Ontology annotation, molecular function: ephrin receptor binding.
UCGGUACCGGGCGGCGGCUGAUCCGCGGGGCUCGGAGGAACUUGGCCGAAGUUCGGCGGCGGGGGCGGGCGUGGGGCGGGGAGGGGACAGGUUCCCGGUGCCGGGGCGAAUCCCGUGGACGCCGCGGGAACCGGCCGGUCCCCGCCGCCGGGGCGCGGGAUGCGGCUGCCCCGGCGCCGCCGCACCGCGGCCGCCCCCAACUUUCCCCGCUGACGGCGCCCGGGGCCGCGGGCGAUGGUGAGGGCUGGCCGCCCGCCCGCCGCCGCCCGCCGCCCGCCCGCCGCCCCCGGCCGGCCCCAGGGCUCCGCUGGCCGCCGCCGCCGCCCCGCCGCCCCCUGAAGCGGCCGGAGCCGCGCCCGCCGCUGGCCGGGACGAUGGUGCGCUGGGAGGCGGCCGCGCUGCUCGCCGCGCUCGUCGGUGUCUGCGUCUGGACCGACGAGACCGGGAAAGUUAUCUCGGAUCGGUACGCUGUCUACUGGAACCGAAGCAACCCCAGGUUUCACCGCGGGGACUAUACGGUGGAGGUGAGCAUCAACGACUACCUGGACAUCUACUGCCCGCACUACGAGGAGCCGCUGCCCGAGCGGAUGGAGCGUUACAUCCUCUACAUGGUCAACUACGAGGGGCACGCGUCCUGCGACUACCGGCAGAGAGGCUUCAAGCGCUGGGAGUGCAACCGGCCCGACUCCCCCAACGGGCCCCUCAAGUUCUCGGAGAAGUUCCAGCUCUUCACCCCCUUCUCGCUGGGCUUCGAGUUCAGACCCGGCCACGAGUACUAUUACAUCUCCGCCUCCCCCCCCAACAUGGUGGACAGGCCCUGCCUGAAGCUGAAGGUUUAUGUUCGGCCAACAAACGAUUCCCUCUACGAGUCCCCAGAGCCAAUUUUCACCAGCAACAACUCCUGCUGCAGCCUCAGGGUCCCACACACCGUGCUCGUGGUGGUGCCGGUCGUCUGGACGCUCCUGGCCUCGUAGUGCCAAUGCCGACGUUCCGGGGAGCGGCUCCGUGGGGAAGGAGCAGCCUGGGAACGGAUCCCGACCGCCCCGAAUCACGUUCGAGCCGUGGCUCCUGCGCCAGCGGGACGGCGUCCGGGGGAGGUCGCCAACGUGGAGGGUCAGCGCUGCCGGCAAGAAGCUUGCCCGGAUCCUGCCGCCGUGUGAAGUCACCAUCCUCGCACGGCCGCCUGCGCCAGGGCAUUGCGCUGGGAAAGGUGAAGGGCUGCCCCGCGGGACGGAUCCCGGCUGCGCACCCUGAAGGCUCCCGUCCCUGCGCUGCGGCUCACUGGGCUCCAGCCCAUCCCGUCGGAUGUCGCUUUUUACAUUUCUAGACCAAAUAUAGAGUCCUCGUUGGGUUUUUUUUUGUUUUUUGGUUUUAUUUUCUUUUUUUUUAAAGAAAAAAUAUUUUUAUUUUUAUUUGUCAAGUUGUUUCAGUCCGGGCUUCCCUGUGUCAGACUGACCCGCACGGGGCCGGGCUCAGCCCCCUCCUGCAGAGCCCCUCGCCAGGGUGGCUGCAGCACCCUGCCUUCGCCCGGCCACGGGCAGAUCCGCGGGCGGCACCGGGAGAGACAGACGCCAGCGAUGGUGCCAACGGCUCCGUUGUCCCAGACUCCUUCUCAGCCCGGCCCUCACCCCGGCAGCAGGACGUCGCGGCGCCAGCCCCGCUGCGCUUCCCCUGCCACGCCCGUGCCGCGGAGGCGCGGGGACAGGGGGCCCGGACGGACGUGAGCCCCCGCUGAUCACCCACUGGGGUGACCCUGUCCCCACCGUUCCUGCCAUGGAUGUCACCGCUGUCCCCACGGGAACCCGAGGCGGCUCCGCAGGCAGCAAAGCAAACCGGACAUACCCGAGGGGAGCACCGGGGAUCCCGGCUGUUGCCAGGAGCACUGGGGAUGGCUGAUCAGCAUGGGGCGCCCCGGCUGGUGCCGGGAACGCUGGGGAUGCCCGGACGCAUGUGGAGUACCGCCGGGCGCUGGGAGCUGGCGGGCCGGGCUCGCCCGGCAGCUGGGAUCGCUCUGAGGCAUUUGGCUGGAGCUGGGGCUGGAGUCCCCGUCCUCAGCAGGGCUGAUCUCGCUGGGACAGGAGGAGCGUGCCGGCCGCCCACGGGGCAGGUUUUCCUUCUCCGCAGCCUUCUGCUUUGCACCGCGCCCCCCCCCCCCCCCGAUGCCUUGAAGGUGCGAAAGCCCCCCCCCCGAGGGGGCCACCAGCCGCGUGCGGGACCAUCGCGGCGCUCCCACGCUUGCCCCUUUGUCCCCCGUCUGCUGCCAGUGUCCCCGGGGCUCCGGGCUGGGCUUGGGGAUCUUUUCCCUUUCCUUCUUUGCAUUAAUAAGAAAAACCCGCCCAAGCCCCUGAUCCGAGGUUGGCCCUGACCCCAGGGGCGGCAGGUCCCCAAGGAGGGGUCCCUCCCCUGCAGCGACCCCUCCUCGCCUUAAAUCUGGGGCUGUCCCACCCUGGGGGGGGGCCCGCAGAGCCUCCCCACACUCCAGGGGGGUCAGCGGUCCCGGGGGAUGACGGCGAUGGGCUCAGACCCGGCCAAAGCCCCUUCUGCAGGCGCCUUUUCCAAGCGCACCCCAGACCCUUCCGGCAGCGGGGGGGGGGGGGGCCGGUGGGGGCUCCAUCCCUGUACAUACAGCGCUAUACUGUGAGCGGUUUUUUUUAUGUAUUGUUGAGAAUGAAUUUUAUGGAAGGGUUUAUUUUAUUUUUAUUUUAUUUUUAUUUUUUAGACUAGGAAGCUGAAAUCUCGCAAUAAGCUCAUCUCGACCAUCCAAAAAAUACAAAAAAAAAAAAACCAAACCACCAAACCAAGAAAACCACCCAAUAAAAAAAUUGCAUUCCCUCCUGUCCCGUCCCUGUGUGUCCAGACCAGGUCGUGGUUCUCGAAGGCGAGUGAAAGCACUGUGUUUAUCCAGGGAAUGAGGGAGGGCACCCACCCAGCCGGGUGCUGAGCACCCACCAGGCUCCGGCAAGGAGCCGGCAGCACCUGCCCGCCGUCACGGUGCCGGCUCUUGGGGGAGCGGCGACUGCAAAACCUGGCCUUCGGUCUGUGUUUUAUAUAUAUAUAGAUUAUAUAUAUAAAUAUCUAUAUUGUGUACAGCGACUGUGGGAGAGUGGAAGGGCGGCUGCGGCAGCGGGGCUGGCAGGGGCAGGCAGGGGCGGGCAGCCGAGGCGAGGGGGUGGUGAGGGCUGGGGGUGCUUUGCUGUGGCCAGGCUGUCCCUCGGGAGCAGCCCAUCGUCGGCGCUGGUUCUGCGUGUUGGUCUCCAUUCCGCCUAGCUUCGUCCUUAGACAACGCCGCUUUCGUCCUCGACGUCGUGCUGAUGGUAACCGGAUCACCGCCCCAUUUGGAUUCUGUAUUUUUUUAUAAUAAAAUAAAAAUAAAUGUCG